This is a messenger RNA of Halichondria panicea, 8629 nucleotides long. RefSeq names its product piggyBac transposable element-derived protein 4-like. The transcript has 10 exons. The record is from RefSeq and is a predicted model, not a curated record. NCBI's taxonomy places the organism in Eukaryota, Metazoa, Porifera, Demospongiae, Suberitida, Halichondriidae. The coding region runs from base 6961 to 8064 and encodes 367 amino acids.
CGCUCUACUAAUGGAUUUCUGUGAGGUAUUUGAAUCCCUUUAUGGCAAAGAACAGUACACCAUCAACCUGCACUUACAUGCUCAUCUGAAAGAGUGCAUUUUAGAUUUUGGUCCUGUUUACUCAUUUUGGCUUUUCAGCUACGAAAGGAUGAACGGAAUCUUAGGAUCAUUUCAUACAAAUAGUCACGAUAUAUCUUUACAGAUUAUGAGACGAUAUAUGUCUUGCCAGCGUGUUUCAGUUGCUCAUUGGCCACCAGACUUCAAGCGUCAAUUUGCUCCACUACUUGAUAGACAUUUCUUUGAAGAAGGAUCACUCAAAGCUCAUUCUUUAACACAGGCUCUAAAUGACUUUAGUACCAAUGACUUAAAUGUUAUUCCCCCAGUAUCAGAAAGUGCCUGGCAAUCGACGGACAAGGAAGAACUGGCAUCCCUUUUAACUUUGUUUAUUGGUCACGAGGAUUACACACUGCUUUUAUUAUACCAAAAAGCAUCUGCAGUAAUUGUUGGGGGGUUUGUGCUUGGAUCAGCUUUGAGUCGGCAUAUUACUAAGUCCCAUGUAAUGGCUAUUCAUCCUGACUUUCCUAAUGAGCUCUAUCUUGCGAGAAUAGAUAAUUUUUGUCGAGUCAAUGUUCACGAUAAUUUGAAUAAUAGUAGUCAAUCUCACUGGAUCGCACGAGUUACUUUUCAUUUUUUCAUGACCCUCAUGUAUGCAAAGUCUGGUUUGGUGGUCCAACACAAGUAUGGUGUAGGUCAUUAACAACAGGUGCAUACUAUAUCGAACUUUCUUCUAUAAAAACUCGAGUAGCUUACUGUGAACAUGAGGUUGAUUUUGGGAGUCGUAUUGGCAAACAAAUUGUUUUAGUUGUAUCAGUUUUGUCAGACUACAGUUCGUAGUUAAUUAUAAUCGUGCACACAACCAACGCCCAUGUAUAAUAUUAUUAUUACACUGUGCAAUUUCAAUGUUGUAUUUACUAAAAGUUAUGCUCACAAAAUAAUAAUGAAUAUUAAUUACUGCAAAGCAUCAUUAAUUAAGCAGUUGGUUCCUUUUGAACAGCACAUCGCAAAAUUUUUGCUGCUCUUGAUGAACCUUCUUUUAUAUUUCGCCAAAAAUGAGUAACUGUUUCCAUUUUCUCUUCCAUUUGGUAACAUACUUUACGCUUCUCUUUUUGUAGCCUUUCAGCAAGGUUUCUAUAAGUUUUUGCCUGGUAUAAGGCAUCAUGAAGUUCAAUCCUCAUAUCCUCCACAAGCUGCUCGCGCUGGUUUUUAUCCAUGGUUAUAACAUUUUUUUCUGUAGAAGCAAACACCUCAGGCAGAAGUAAAGGUUGAGUGACACUUUGUAGUGAAUUCGCUAGUAGUUCAUCAUACUUUUUAUGCACUGUACACCUGUCGAUUUUCUCUUUUUCUUCAGCAAUCCGUUUAGCCUCUUGCCUUUCCUGCAUAAGUUUGUUUUGCAAGAACAUGUUCAUUCCUUUUUCUGCUGUUUCUAGUCCUUCAAUUUGCUGGCUAAAUUCUUCCCUUUUUUUCCAUCGUUUACAUAAGUUGUUUUCAAAAAGGUUAAGAGAAUCACGCUUCUGUGCUGCCACUAUUGCCUUCUUUUUAUUUCGGUAUCGUUGUCGUCUUCUUUGCUUUGACUUUAUAGACCGCUGUCCUCUACAAGGUGACACCUACAGGGCACGAAAACAGUAACAUUGUAACAAUUGUAAAUACACUUACUUGAUCAUCGAAGUUUAAUUUUCUUUUGGCCUUGCAUUCCUUCUGAAUGCUUUGUGGAGGAGUCUGAUCAGUGAAUGUAUGAUCUGUAAUAUUCAACUUAGUGCCUGCUUAAGGAUUCAGGGAGAGUCAGGGAGAGGAGAGGGCAACAAUGAAGGAGACCUCGGCUUUGUUUCCAUUAAAUGCAUAUUAAAAUAAUUAUUAAUUAUGAUAAAAUGUAGGCCUACGUAUGUCUGCUCACCAUCAUUUCUGCGUCUUGAUGGUCAUAUCCCUUGCUCAUCAAAAUAUUAAAGCAGUGAUCAGAUGAUCCUGGGUCUUUAGAUGGGCUGCUCAUGAUCUGAAGUAGCAAAAUACAAAUCUUGAUGCGCUUUAAUUCAUAUCUGUUCACAUGCGACCUCUGACCCCAGAUGGAGAUUUGAUGGCAACCAGUAUUUAGUGGAAUCCCAGUUCAGUACAGUAGCCCACAUGCAUACGGAACCGUGCAAGAACUUUGAAUUGAGCUCAAGAACUGUGGCUAUAAUACUGCAUGCUGAGUCUACAGAUCAUUGUAAACUUUAGAUGUCAAUUGUAAACUUCAUAUGUCAUUGUAAACUAUGUGUAGAUUUGAAGUAUCCAGCUCUUCAAGUGUUCAGUGCAGAACACUCCACAUAUCAGACAACUCUGCGCACUUAAGGCCCGGGUCCAGAUUUUAACACCAAAAUUUACACUAUGUUCAUACUGCUGUAUUAUUUGCAAUAUACAGUGUAUGCUGCAUCAAAAUGAUCCAAAAUGAAGCUCAAUGUUUUCUUUUUCCAAAAAACUAAUUAGCUUAAUUCAAUUAUGCUAAUUAGUCCCAUAAAUGAUGAUGACGUCAUGCCACUUUCAGAAAGAGAAGUGCAAAUACGGCGUUGAAGAUGCCAAGAUCAAGCUUCAAAAACAAGGCUAGAUGAACAUCUCAUAGCUAGGUACUAGUAUCCUUGAUGGGAAGAGUAGGAGUUAUUGUAUUCUUGAGAUACACAAAAUAGCCUACCUCUAGGGUGGCUGUCAGAGCUAAAGAAGCUAGCAUAGCUAAGAAAGUUUUGGACAUUUUUACUUCCCAUCAAGGAAACAUAAUCAUAACAACAUAAUCUAUCUUUUGAGGGCCUAAACAGCUACUCUUACCUUGUUUAAGUCCGCCGUAUUUGUUGCCAAAGAUAAUCUAUAAUAGUUCUAGCAGCUAGCUAAGCAAAUACAUUGACCUUAUGACGUCAUGUGCAAUGAAUAACAUUAAUAAACAUUAUGAAUCUCAUUAACACUACAUGAUCUACAUGAUCUACAUAAAAUGUAGGCAAUGAAUAAAAUUAAUCUUAUCAGUGCCUGACCCAGGCCUUAACUGCCCAGAGAAGGCUUUGUACACUACAUAGUGCUAUGCCCCAUUUACAAAAUUGUACACUACUGUACACUAGGACAUCUGGCCCUGUGGUUGCUAGUGAAGAAGUAGCGAAGGAAUGUUUUUUGGAGGCAUAGAAGCAGUUACAUAUGAAAAUAGGUAUGCCUGUAACCGAUAUCAUUGAAGGAAUGUUUUUUGGAUAUGAAAAUAGGUAUGCCUGUAACCGAUAUCAUUGACGUAACUGUACCAGUAGACGGAACUUGGCAAAAGCGUGGUCGUACUUCUUCAUUGUUUGGUAUGGCUUAGUGCUGGCCCUGUCUAAGCAUUGUCAAGCAUGUAAAAUGAAACAAGUCUCAGAUAUGGAAGAUGAGUAUGAGGUAUGAGGAAUGAUAGCAAUUAUGAGGGAUCCAUGGAAAUGGAAGGCGUUGAAAGAACUUGGAAGCGCUACUACGCGCUACUACUUAUAUCGGUGAUGGAGAUUCUAAAGCUUUUGCUAAUCCUUAUGGUAAUGGUGUAAAAUUAACCAAACACGAAUGCGUACAAAAACGCAUGGGAACUGCGCGGGGGUAUGCCAGUGAAAUUCAAAGGGAGACUGACUGACAAUUCUAUAAAGGCAUACUACGGUGGUGCCAUCCGCAAUAAUACAGGCAGCAUUGACGGCAUGAUGAAUGAUAUUGAUGCCUCUUUUUUACAUUCUAUGUCAACAGAUACAUAUUCAGUUCACACGAAAUGCCCUAAACAUGAACCUCCAGACAACCCUAGCUAGUGCAAGUUUAUGGUAGCUAAAUACAACAAUGAGCCGAUGCCAAAACAUAAACACCCACCGUUAAUUCCAGCUGAUUUGGCAAAGUAUAUCAAGCCUGUUUAUCAACGCCUGGCUCAGGGAUCUGCUUGAAAGGUGAAAGGUGCACCUUGGGUGCCACCCAGAAUCAAAACGAAAGUUUUAAUAGCAAGCAAAACCCAACCCAGUUUUUAGGCAAGCAAACUGUUGAACUUUCUGCUAACUUAGCUGCCCUUCUGUUCAAUGAAGGUAGAGAAGUUGCUUUGAAACGUCUCUUCUCAGCACGAGAUUACACAGCGUGCCAACAGAGUACUAUAAGCAAGCGGCCAGUGUAGUGGAAAAGAAGCGAAUGUCUAGGAAUAGAUAGAGCGGAGAUCGCGAUAGGCUCUACAUAUGUGACAGGGCCUAGGAAAACAACUAAUAAUGUUCAGUACACUACAAAGUAAAAAUAUUUAGAGCUAACUUUAAUAUCUCCUCUAACUUAAAAAAAAAAUUUUUUAUCCGAAAAUUUUUUUGUAUAGCCGUUACAAGGCAGCCAUUGAAUUUUUCAUGCUGUUCUUGUAUGCGGAGUUUCUUAGGGUAGGAAGGUGCAAAUUGAGUGAUAUGUGACAGGGCCUAGUGUUUAGGAAAACACCCCUUAACGCGAGUAUACCCGAGUUUAUUUUUAUUGUUGAAUCGGAUAAAGCGUUCUCUAAGCUUCAAAAUGAUACCAAGAUCGACCUCCGGAGAUAUGUUCGAGGGAACGCUACGAAGGUAUGAAGGUAUUGCAACGCAGUAAAACGCUCAAACGUCAUGAAUAAUUGAAGUUCAAUAACUUCCUUCCGGGCACUUCCGUAUGCUUCGUAAAAGAUGUUCUGGAGAAGACAAGUUAGUUAGAUGAAGGCUAGGCGUUCUAGGACUCUCUAGCUAGCUAGUAUAGCUAUGUAGCUGGAUUGCUUGGCACCUAAGAAGGAUGUUCGAAGAAACAAAGAGGCAAAGACUCCCGUCGCUCGAAUGGUAAGCUCUCAUGUCUUGUUAUAAGCUUGUACUUAUUAUCUGUGUAAUGUAUCAGUCCAGAGAUACAAAAGGGGAUUGGAAACGACCGCCCACGCCCACGCCCUAUGUAAAAGGACUGACAUCCGGUGAAGCACUCCGUGUAAUUAUUGCGCUCGCAAAUAAUUACAUGAAAUAAUUACAUGGAGGACUGCGCUAUCCCUGGUUUCUAGCUCUCCUAUCCACUAGAGAUCACUCAGGGCCUGGGAGAUACUCUCAAGUAAGCACUGACAAGCUUUUGAGUUUAGCUUGAAUUACUCUAUGUCAACUUUUCUCUGUCCCUCCUGUGAAGUCAUCCCUCCUGUGAAGUCAAAACAGCAAAGGACAUUGCUUGACUCGGUUAUCUAAGUGCUACAUAGAAUGGCUUCAUGCUAUAAAUAAGCUGUACUGUUCAUAAACGUUUGCAGUAUAGUCUGCUUUAGUAUACUUUUAGACACACCACGGGCCUGUCCCUCCUACGACUUCAUAGUAAAGGCUAUUUCUUCUUGCAUAGCAUUUAUUUGUCUAGUAAUAGUGGCUGCAUGGUUUAGUCGACUUUUUAGAGCUAAAUUCUCUUUACUUUUUAGAAAAAUCAACAUUAAAAAUGAUCAAUUUCACUGUUUCAAUGUACAGCACAUAGUAGAGCAGUCAAGACAGGUAAUGAGCAUGCUGACUAUCAAUAUAAUCCUUUGUAGUUUUAGCCACGUGGAAUGCUUCACGCAAAAAUUUCGUUUCCAAUCCCCUUAAAGAUCCCUCACUUGUAUGGAGCCGUGUCUCUGUCCUUCAUACAGCUUAAAGGAAGCCUAAGUGAUCUAUUAUAGUAUUCGUCCGUAUCGAUCUAAGGCUUGAUCCAACUUAUUAGUAGCCUUAUAAGAAGCUUAAUUUAGUACUGGUAUCACUGCCAUUGUGCUUAGUAUGCUCAGGUAGAUUAAGGACUGUCCAGAUGCACUUCCGCAUGUAAAUAUCCUUUAAUUAAAUUCAUUGAUGUAUCAUGUGACUAUUACGUAAUUGAAAACGUCACGUAAGGGUUACACCCCCAGAGUGAUAAUGAUUUUAAAAGCAACAAUAAUCAUGCCUGAGCAAACCUUGUAUAACUCGAAAGCGCUUCGACUUUGAUUGUGCAAGUUAGUCUAUAGGAAGAAAGACCAGUCAAAGAUCUACAAGAUGAUGCCGGAAUCGCUUUAAGCUCUGUCCAGUGGUAACAUAAUAUUAUAAUUAUGGUAAGUUGUAGUUCCUAGUAAAACUUUUAUUACUUGCUUUUUUAAGCUAUGUACUAGUAUUAUACCUAGUAGAAUAGUAUUAGAUCGCAUGCAUAUAUAUAUUCUAAAGUUUCCAGUGCUAAAAAGCUAGCCUUUUUACUAUUUAAUAAAGGUGUGGCUGAUCACCAGAUGUACUAGGUGGCCAUGUGCGUUUGGACAGCUAUAGUGAACAUGAAACAAUGGCAGGAUCGAGGUGGCUGGCAGCAUGCAAGUACUUGUGCAGGUAGGUAGGCAAGUAGGCAAGUUGUCUGCUUCAUCUGGUGCCGUUGUUCGUCAAGUUCUUUGACUAAGGAGGAGUUACCUAAAGCUCGGAAGACUGCUCCAGCGAGCUUCGUCUUAAAGGUCCAUGUUUCAGGAAAGAAGAAGCUGCACAUUCUUGAGACACCACAGUUUCGCAGGGAUUCUCUCAAAGGAUAACAGAAACCAUACCGAGACUGAUCACAGUAGCAUAACAAUGACAAAGAGGACUCUCUAUACAAGGGAUGAGGUACUUUAGGGUAUCCUUGACAGUAGUGAGCAGGACCUCUCUGACUCAGAACACACUGAUGGCCUCGAAGACGAUGAUGGCCCCAUGGCAGAAGGGAGUGACGAUGAGUUCACAGACCUGGAUGAGGAGGAACAAGAGUACCCUACACAACCAGACAUCCCAUUCGAGCACAGUGACACUCCAAGACAGUCACCAGAAACAACCCUCCCAUCAUCAGAAAUAACCCUCUCACCCAUAGACUUCAAUUUCUCACCACCUGACUUAGAACCCCCCAUCUCACCACCUGACCUAGAACCACCCCCCCCCCACUCACCCUAAACGUCCGACCACAAGAGGCAGGAGAGGCAGAGGCAGAGGCAGAGUCAUGAACAGAACUAAUUCUACAAGUGCCACUCCUGGUUCCUCCAGUAAAUGGACUCCCACCAUUCGUGACCAUCCACGGCAAUUGUUCACUCAAUCUGUUGGCCCGACUGUGAUCAUUUCAGAUUCUCCACUGGAGACCUUCCAUCUACUGUUCACACCUGAGAUGUUGGAGUACAUCGUUACUGAAACAAAUAAGUACGCAGACCAAAGUAUGACCCCAUUACAGCAUGAAAAGUGGAUCCCUUUGACACUCGAAGAGCUCAAGGCCUAUAUAGGUUUUUGCAUAUUGAUGGGCGUAGUUACGCUCCCAUCAAUAGAGGAUUAUUGGAAGAAAGACACCCUUCUCCACUACUCACCUAUCGCAUCCAAGAUCUCAAGGGAUCGGUUCAGAGAUAUUCGUCGCUACCUCCAUUCUGCUGACAACACAACGCUCCCAACUCCCGGCACCCCUGGUAGUGAUCGCUUGGCAAAAGUACGUCCCCUCAUCAACAAAGUCAAUGAGCGCUGUUCGGCAGUGUACUUGUUAGACCGGGACGUGGCUGUUGAUGAGGCGAUGAUUAAGUUCCAGGGAAGAUCGUCACUCAAGCAGUACCUCCCCAACAAGCCUGUGAAGAGGGGAAUAAAGGUAUGGGUGUUAGCUGAUAGCAAGAAUGGCAAGAAUGGCUACUUUCACACCAUGCAAGUCUACACUGGAAGGCAGAGUACACCAGAAAAACAUCUAGGCACCCGAGUUGUCAAAGACCUCACUACUUCGCUGAAGGGAAAAUACCACCAUGUGUACUUUGACAACUAUUUCACUUCACUAAACCUCCUGGAAAAGGAUGGGAUCUAUGCUUGUGGAACAACUCGCAGCGACCGUGUUGGUUUCCCUGUAGAUCUUAAGGAUCCAAGCCUGCCUGACAGAGGAGAUUAUUUGAUGAGGCAGAAGGACACGGUCACAGUGACAGCCUGGAAGGACAAUAGGAUUGUCCGUGUAAUGUCCACGGCCUCUGACCCCACUGCCAGCUCCACUGUAAAUCGGCGAUGCAGAACAGGAGAGAAGAUCGCUGUACCAUGCCCUCAGUGCAUUGAAGACUACAAUCGGUUGAUGGGUGGCGUUGAUUGAUGGGUGGCGUUGAUAGAGGAGACCAGAUGAGGGGGUACUAUCGAUGCCCUACAAAAUUUCACAAAUUUUACAUGUACAUCUAUUCAUUUCUGAUGGAUAUAUGUGUAACCAAUAGCUACAUACUACACUCAAGAUACUCCUCACCCUCAAACAAGAGCAAGACAAGCCUCUCUUUUCGCCUUCGGCUGGCAGAGGAGCUGAUCGGAAGCUAUGCGUCUAGAAAGAGAGGAGUGGGGACACAUACUACAACGAAGACGCUACCCUUCCCCCUGCAUCACCAGGAAGGAUGUAGAGGGCGCUGUCAUCUAUGCAAAUCUAUAAAAGCAAGAAAAGACUCCCUGUGGUUUUGCCAGGCAUGCCAGAAAUGGUUCUGCCACACAGGAGACAGUUCUACAGACCGCUUUAUGACAUGGCAGUCACAACAACAUGAACUCUAGUUGCUGUUAUCUAUUAUUGUUUUAUCUAAUUAUGUUUAUGAUAAAGGCUGUAAAAGCUGUGCUUACAGACACAGGUACUAUCUACCUAUAUAUAUUUAUGUAUAUAUCUAUGUAUAUAUUUCCUAAAG